UCAUUAUCUAAAGUCAAGUUUUUUGAAACACUGCUUCUUGAAGGUUCCUUAUCAACUCGAAGGACUUGAUAAGCAAUUUCUGCUUCCCUUGCAGAUGGGAAAGUUUACAGUAUUUUCUCGUGUCCGGCUGAUUGUCGACACACCACACACAACAAACACAAAUAGUACCAAAGCUUGGUACAGGCCACUAUAUGUUGAAUGCAAAUUUUUUAAUCAAAAUACACGUAAUUUCGUAUACUUGAAGCGUAAUGGGACGAAGGAAAAGUAAACGAAAGCCUCCAAGUAAAAAAAAAGCUAUUCAACCUUUAGAUACACAAUUCAAUUGCCCGUUUUGUAAUCACGAAAAAUCAUGUGAGGUUAAAAUGGAUAAGUCAAGAAAUACGGCAAGAAUUACUUGUAGAGUCUGUUUGGAAGAUUUUCAAACUACAAUAAACUUGCUUUCUGAACCUCUUGAUGUGUACAAUGAUUGGAUUGAUGCAUGUGAAAGUGCAAAUUGAAGUUUUGUUACUCCUGCAUAUCAAAGUGCUGACAGACUUUUCUUUUCUUUUACUGAUAUGUCAGUAUGUUGCAAUGUGAAUCAACAUCAA
This is a messenger RNA of Colletes gigas, 587 nucleotides long. Its product is annotated as transcription elongation factor 1 homolog. Bases 249 to 497 code for a protein of 82 amino acids. Gene Ontology annotation, cellular component: transcription elongation factor complex. Gene Ontology annotation, molecular function: RNA polymerase II complex binding. The record is from RefSeq and is a predicted model, not a curated record. Gene Ontology annotation, biological process: transcription elongation by RNA polymerase II. NCBI's taxonomy places the organism in Eukaryota, Metazoa, Arthropoda, Insecta, Hymenoptera, Colletidae. The transcript is spliced from 3 exons.